UAAAGGUUUUAUUGAAUUGGCAUCUGGAAAGAGAAUCAAAACUCAUUAUCAUCAUUCAUUUCCAUAUCAAAAGACUUGAAGAUAUGAUGAUCAAGCAAAAGAUAGUGGUGAAGGUGCAGAUGAACUGCCAGAAGUGCAGGACCCAGGCCCUUAAGAUUGCCACUUCCUUUGAUGGGGUGGCAGAGGUGAAGAUAGAAGGAAAGGAGAAAGACCAGGUAGUGGUGAUUGGGGAAGAUGUGGAUGUCAUCUGUUUGGUCAAGUCUCUCCGGAAGAAAGUUUGGCCGCAUGCCCACAUCUUAACCAUUGAUGAAGUUAAACCCAAACAGGACUAACCUGAUCCAGAACUAAAUUUUCAACCACCAAUUGUAAUUUAUGACAUGGGUUAUGACCCAAACACAAGUUACUACUGUAUCAUGUGAUGGACGACUUGUCUUUCUACAUUUCUUUUGUUUAAUCUGGA
This is a messenger RNA of Macadamia integrifolia, 460 nucleotides long. RefSeq names its product heavy metal-associated isoprenylated plant protein 47-like. Lineage: Eukaryota; Viridiplantae; Streptophyta; Magnoliopsida; Proteales; Proteaceae. The transcript is spliced from 3 exons. Gene Ontology annotation, molecular function: metal ion binding. The record is from RefSeq and is a predicted model, not a curated record. Bases 84 to 332 code for a protein of 82 amino acids.